This is a messenger RNA of Suillus subalutaceus, 405 nucleotides long. RefSeq lists its product as uncharacterized. Gene Ontology annotation, biological process: protein phosphorylation. The record is from RefSeq and is a predicted model, not a curated record. Gene Ontology annotation, molecular function: protein kinase activity. The transcript is spliced from 3 exons. Lineage: Eukaryota; Fungi; Basidiomycota; Agaricomycetes; Boletales; Suillaceae. The annotation marks the transcript as partial.
AUGUUCAGGACUCUGGCGCGUGUCGAUCAAGGAUUGUUCCCCCCGGAAGGCGAAACUUACAAACUAUUAAAGUCAAACAAAGUUCGCAACGUCGCGACAUGCAUCGCAUUUCACGAUGUAAUCCACCCUGUCCCCCAGCAAAACACCCAGACCGUCAAGUUUAGGAACGCCGAAUGGGCGUGUCCUAACCAAGCUGUCACUCCUCACACUCUUCACCGCCUGGUUCUCGAUAUCUCUGUUCGUGACGCAUUGAUUGCCCAUCACGAUGCAUUUGAAAACGCAAAAAUAUUACACCGAGAUCUCAGCGUCGGGAAUAUCGUCAUUUACCGAGGGAAGGGGUUCCUUAUCGAUUGGGACCUAGCAAAGCUACUCAUUAUCCAGGGUCCUCGACAGACGACCCGUACG